UGAUUCAUCUGUGAAAAAGGGGGCGUCAGUAAUGCGAUGGCCUGAGAAGAAUAUUGUCGCAGUAUUAUAUAUGCACUAUUUCACUGCUUCACGACAGAAUGGUCUUUAUUUUCUAACAUAAUGACAUACUUUGAAUAAGAGAACCUUGCAAUGGCGUGCCCUUUUCACCAGUCAGCUGAGCUGAACCCCGCGCUGCUGCCGUUGGACUGGCUUCUCGGGGUCUGGGAGUCCGACGAGCCAGGAGAGGGCUCCUUUUCCUCCAUACCACCUUUCCGCUACACCGAGACUCUGCACUUCUCCCAUGUGGGCCAACCAAUCAUCAACUUCAUGUUUAAUGCCUUCCAUGCUGAGAAUAAGAAACCUAUGCACAGGGAAUGUGGCUUCAUCAGAAUGCAACCAGGCGGCAACAGAGUAGCCUUCAUUAUAGCACAGAACUCAGGCCUGGUGGAGAUAGAGGAGGGUGAUCUGACUGGACAGUGUUUAACUCUACACACCCAUGCCCUGGCCAGAACCUCCUUCGCUAAAGAACCCCAUGUACAGCAGAUUUCCAGAGUGUUCCAGCUGAGACCAGAGGGGAAGCUUGAGCAGACGGUCUCCAUGGCGAUGGAGGGUGGGCCACUGAUGCAGCAUUUGCACAUCACCUACCGCCGCUCCUCUUGACCACCGGGAGGUGACGGGGAGUGAUAACAUGCACUAGAUUUAGUUAGACUGUCUUGCUCCUUGUUGCUGAUCUAGGUUAGUGUUGUGUUUUCUCCCCUUGGGGUUUGGGGAGGAUAAACCGAUUUCUAGAUGUGGUAAUUGUACCAAAAGAGAGCUGCUUAUGUAACGUGCAUAGUGGAACAGGUGAUUUGUUGUUCAAAUAAGUGUGUUCAGCCUUUAAUUUAAUGCUACCAUAAUAAAGAUGUCCUUCCCAUAGAGGCUGUAUUGAACCCAAUGGAUCAGUUGAAUAAAAACAAAUGUAACAAAAUGA
Molecule: messenger RNA, 970 nt
Organism: Coregonus clupeaformis (lake whitefish)
Lineage: Eukaryota; Metazoa; Chordata; Actinopteri; Salmoniformes; Salmonidae
Gene: thap4
Product: THAP domain containing 4
Exons: 5
Coding region: 151-660 (169 amino acids)
Source: RefSeq, a predicted model, not a curated record